AUGGCGACUGCCAAACCCCCUUAUGACCCGAUGAAGACGGUCGAGGGAAUGUUCAUGGGCUCAGUAACUCGCAUCGCCUACGCCAUGAAAGAUCCCUUGAACUACGCGCAGUCAACAAAAGCAGUGCUCGCCGAAACCGCCAAAAAGUUCCAGGACGCCUUGGAUGACUGCGAGGUCCAGAUCCUCGAUGCAAAAUGGUAUCUCGAGCGUCAGCUGGCCUUGAACAAAGCCCGGCGCGAGGCCAAAGCAAGAGAAGACAGUGCCGCGAGCGCGAAAAGGAAACGCGAAGAGCCGAAAGACGCACAAGAGACAGCGCAGACCGCAGACGGCGAAAAUGCCCCCAAGCGCGUAAAGACACAAGAGCCCGAGAGUCCGGUGCAAGCGCAGCCAAAGCCCCAACAGCCUUCUCCAGCGCAGAAGCCAACUCCUUCACCGGCGGUCGCCGCACAUACCAACGCCGCGCAACCUCUUCCAGGGCCAGCAGAGAAGACCCCUCAACCGCCAGAUAAGCCCAGGGUGUCCGUGACUACAGACAUGAAGACAUCCCACCCCGCUGUCGUACCAGCUUCCAGGCCUCAGGAGAAGCCUCCCGAGACAGCGCAGCAACCCGAGAGUACAAUGACACAGACAACCACGGAGGAAUUUCCUAAGCCGACUCCACAAGACACUCCAGCCGAGGCCAACGAGGCUUUCAACUUUGAAUCGAUGUUCGGGGAACCGUCAGCAGACAUGAUGGAUGGAACCAACAACGACAUGAACUUCGACCUUGACAAUCUCGGUGACGGAUUUGGUGCGGACGCUUCACAACUCAACGUUCAACAAGAUGCUUCCUUAAGCUCCCUCCUGCCUGGCCUAGAAUCAUAUGCGAAUCAAACCGGCGAUGACGCGAAUUUCGGUAUGCCCGGAACGACGGCUAAUGGGCUACCUCCUCAAAUUAACGCCGGUGGCGGAAGUGCCGUCCGAGGCGCGAUGGGCGUCGACAAUAACGCAACCAACACCCAGAUCCAGCACCAGCAGCUACCCAAUGUCAGUGUUAAUGACUUUGGUCUUCCAGCCUUGGGUCCUAAUGAGUUCGACGAUUUCCUAAAUGCCAACGCCAUGAACUUCGACGAGAACGUUGGUCUAGGCAAUGAGAGUAUGACGAAUAUGGAUAAUAUGGAGAGCAUGGAGAACAUGGAGUUCGAUUUCGAAAGUAUGUUCAAGUGA
Molecule: messenger RNA, 1206 nt
Organism: Cladophialophora psammophila CBS 110553
Lineage: Eukaryota; Fungi; Ascomycota; Eurotiomycetes; Chaetothyriales; Herpotrichiellaceae
Exons: 1
Coding region: 1-1206 (401 amino acids)
Source: RefSeq, a predicted model, not a curated record